AUGGGCUCAACUCAUCCCAUUGUCCUCGUUUUUGGGGACCUCACAGACGCAUGGAUUGGUGGCAUGGACUAUGUCUUUAGCCAAGCCUCAACGACGCCAUGGGUCCAAUCAUUCUUGGACGACUUGUUCUCUGCCUUCAAGGCCGAGGUAAUAGGCAUGGACAGCUUCUUAAAGGAGAGCUUCGGGGCUUGUUCCAACUUCAAAGAGCUCGCCCAGAAAUAUCGCCGUUCGAGGGACCAGGUUGGCCUGGUCCACGCCAUGCUUCUCUACACUGUGAGAGCCGUCCUAUUAUUGGAGACUACGAACCGUGAGCCAGUGUUGCUCCAUCCAGGUGAGAACGGCAGGCCCGACACGCACUUGGUCGGCAUAUCUGCUGGUCUAUGGAACGCUGUUGCCGUGCCAAUCUCGAAGAACUUCAACACUCUGUACGAUUCCUCCAUCGAAGCCGGUCGGGUCUGGGUUCGACUCUGCAGCGUCAUAUUUUCGCGGUCAAGAGCUAGGGAGGACCGCCCAGGAGUCUGGGGCCGGGCUGUCUUGGGUAUCGCUCCAGAUGAGCUUGAAAUUACACUUGAGAAAUUUCAACAUGGCAUGGGCGUCCCCUCUUCCAAAAGAGCCAAGAUUGGCUUUACAGGAGACCGUUGGAACACCAUCAUAGGACCACCUUCCGUCUUAGAGCUCAUUUUUACCCAGUGCCCCGAGUUGAAGAAGCGCCCCAAUAAUGAGCUGCCCGGUAUUCGCGGUUUGCAGCACACACUUGACGUUUCCGCGGCCGACAUGGAUUAUGUCGUUGGGAAUUCCACUCUCUUAGGAAUGCAACUUCGCCCUGAACUAAAAGUCUGGGGCAUUACCGGUGACGACGCAAACACAUCUUACUCCAGCUGGGGUGAUCUACUGAGGGCUGCGGCGUUACAGACCCUAUCACAACGCUUGGACCUUGUGAAGAUCGUGAGCAAUCUCAACGCCUGCCUCGGGACAUCGUAUAAACAUGUCGGCGUCAAGAUGAUGGGCCCCAGUUGCCAUGCGGCAUAUAUUCUUGGUGUACUCAAAGCAACAAGACAGGUGUCGGUUGACGAUGACCUGCAGUCGUCGUCAAGUAAAGGUGAGAGUGUUCGAGAGGGCGCUAUUGCUAUCGUCGGAAUGUCUGGCAAAGGACCUGGCAGCGAGGACCUGGACGAGUUUUGGAACGUCAUCGCGACAGGUCAAGACUGCCACCAAGAGAUCCCCGCCGACCGGAUGGACGUGGAUGAGUACUUCUGUACCAAGCACAGCCCGGGCAAAUGCACCAUGACAUGUAAACAUGGGUGUUUUAUGAAGCAUCCCGGCCACUUCGAUGCCAAAUUCUUCCACAUCUCGCCGCGGGAGGCCCUGCUGAUGGAACCGGUACACCGACACUUCCUUAUGAGCGCGUACGAGGCCCUCGAAAUGGCCGGCUACUCGGCGGGCCAGACAAGAACAACGGACCCCAACAAGACGGCCGUCUUCUUCGCACAGAGUUUCGACGACUGGCUUAAGGUCAGCCACCACGCGUUGGGGUGCGAUGCUUACACGCUUCAGGGCGUCCAACGCGCCUUUGGCCCGGGCCGGCUGGCCUUCCAGAUGAAGUGGGAGGGGCCAACCUACGCGCUGGACUCGGCCUGCGCGGGCUCCACGUCAGCGAUCCACCUCGCCUGCAUGAGUCUGUUAUCAAAGGAUGUCGAUAUGGCCGUUGCGGGCGCCACCACCAUCUUGUCUGACCCGCAUUCAUUCACAUUUCUGAGCAAGGCCGGUGUGUUAUCCGAAACAGGCAACUGUAAGACGUACCGUGAUGACGCCGACGGGUACUGCCGCGCCGACUUUAGCGGCGCCCUCAUCCUGAAGCGUCUCGAGGAUGCCGUCGCCCACAACGACAAUAUCCUUGCGGUCAUUGCCUCGUCAGCCAGAAAUCACUCUGGCAACGCGACGUCUAUCACAACGUCCGACGCAAAUGCCCAGGAGAGUCUCUUUAAAAAGGUCCUCCGGAAUGCGAGACUUGACCCUGAUGAUGUCUCAUAUAUUGAGAUGCACGGAACGGGGACCCAGGUUGGAGACAAGGCAGAAAUGGGUGCGGUUUCAAAGGUCUUUUUGCCGAGACCGGCUGGGAAUCCUUUGCCGGUGGGAGCAAUCAAAGCAAAUAUUGGCCACAGCGAAGCGGCUGCUGGACUUUCCUCGCUGCUGAAAAGCGUUCUCAUGCUUCAAAAGGGCAUCAUCCCUCCUCAGGCCGGCAUGCCACACGCCAUGAACCCAAACGUACUGGAGAUUCUGGGGAAAGAGAGCAGCGUUGUGAUUGCCACCAGGCCAACUGAGUUUAAAUCACUGGAUGAUAAGCCGAAACGCAUUCUUAUUAAUAACUUCGACGCAGCGGGAGGUAAUGCAAGUGUUCUCAUUGAAGAGUAUAAGAAAGAUCCGGCCAGGCUCGCUAGACAAAGGGAACUUGACAUCCGAUCAAGCCACGUUAUCACAAGCUCAGCCAGGACACCCUCAUCGCACCUCGCCAACAUGCGUCGACUCGCCGCGUGGCUUCACGCAAAUCCCAACGCUCGGAUCCAGGACGUAGCUUACUCGACGACAGCCCGGAAAGUACAUCACCCGAUCAGGUUUGCGCUCGCUGCUACUACGCUACAAGAGGGCAUUUCCAAGCUUGAGGCUGAGAUCCAGCGCGCCAGCUCGACCAAAAAAGCAGUGCCUCCUCCCGUUGUCUUCGCCUUCACUGGCCAGGGCUCCCAUUACGCGGGCAUGGGCAGCGAGCUGUAUCGGACAAGCCCCGUCUUCCGCAAGACGGCCGACCUGUGCGCAGCCAUCUGCGCUUCACACCAGUUCCCGCCAUUUUUGGAUAUCAUCACCACCGACUCCGUCGAAGUGUCCACCAAGAAUGCCGCGCAAGUCCAACUUGCCGUCGCCACGCUAGAGAUUGCUCUCACGGCGUUCUGGCGAUCGACGGGUAUUGAAGCUGCCAUGGUCAUUGGCCACAGUCUGGGCGAGUAUGCCGCGUUGCACGCGGCCGGGGUCCUCUCGCUGACGGACACGCUGUACCUCGUUGGCCAGCGUGCCCUUCUGCUCCUGGAGCGAUGCGAGCCCAACUCAUGUGCCAUGCUCUCGGUGUCGGCGUCCGCGGCGAUGGUGCGAGAUCAUCUCGCCCGUCUUAAGGACUCAUCCUGUGGAGUGGCAUGUAUAAAUAGCCCCAGCGCCACGGUCAUCAGCGGGACGGCCGAGGACCUGGCACAUAUCCAAACAAACAUAACCACCCAGGACGCUAGUACGCGCACCAAGAUACUCUCUAUGCCAUUUGCGUUCCACUCCUUCCAGAUGGACACCAUCUUGCCGGACUACAAGGCCAUUGCGAGCGGCGUGACUUAUCUACCACCUAAGAUCCCAGUGGCGUCAACACUGCUUGCGUCCGUGGUCGAUAUACCGGGCGUCUUUGACGAGGACUACCUGGUGCGACAGACGCGGCAGGCUGUCGACUUCUACGGUGGCCUCAAUGCCGUCAAGGCCGCAUUUAAGAGCGAUGACCCUUUCUGGCUCGAGAUCGGCCCUGGCCCGGUAUGCAGCUCGUUUGUACGGGCCACACUCUCGCCGCCAGCCGCCAGGAUUAACUACACGAUUGAUGCAAACAACAGCAACUGGGUGGCUGUUUCCAAGUCCCUGGUGGCGGCCUACAUGAGCGGUGUUGACGUGGACUGGCUCGCACUGCAUGCGCCGUACGAGAGCAGCCUCGAGUUGUUGGCACUCCCGACCUAUGCGUGGGACGUGAAGGACUACUGGAUCACGCAUACCGACAAGAACAGCGGCUCGCUAGUUCCUGCUGCUGCUGCUGCUGCAAAGACGGUUGCGUCCGAACCUUUCCUUACCACGACGGCGCAGUACCUCGUUCACAAGGCCCUGACACCUGAGGGCCAGGUUCAAAUCACUUUCCGAGCCGGCAUUUCCGAUCACGGCUUCCUGGGCGUGAUUGAUGGCCACAAGAUGCAGCAGAUCGGGCUUGCUUCGGGGACUGUCUUCUGCGACGCCGCUGCGACAGUGGCCAAGUAUGCGCUCGAACACAGCGGUGGCAAGAGGGAUGUGACAGCCUGCCAUCUUACCUUCCACGACCCCAAGCUGCUCGCCCCGCUAACUCGGGAUCUUGUCGGCGUUGAUGGCGAGUUGCUGACCACAGCCACAAUGGAAAGCGCGUCUGCCAACGUCGUCCUGGCCACUUUCAAGGCCACUUCUAAGAGCGGCGAAUCCUACGAUCUCGGCUCGGUGACAGUCAAAUAUCGCAGCCCAGAUAAGGCCCAGGCCGACUUGGACCGGGUGUCUUUCUUCAUCAAAGCCAAGAUGGACGAUCGGAUCCGGCUUUCCAAGGAGGGCUCAGGUCAUCGGAUGCUGCCCGACGUCUUCUUCGCGCUCUUCGCCAAUGCAGUUGAGUUCUCGCCCGACUUCCGUGGUGUCCAGGAGGCCUACGUAGCCGGCGACUACCAAGAAGCCGCCGCGACCAUCAAAAUCCGACCUGAUCCGGCGGGCACGCGAUACACCGCGUCGCCAUACUGGGGCGAGGCCCUGCUGCACCUGGCGGGCUUCAUGGUGAACGGAAACCCGAACACGCCGUCGCAGUUGACUUAUGCCCUCAUGGGCUACGACAUCAUCGAGCAACUGGCCCCUAUCGAGCCUAACAAGGAGUACAUGACGUACACGCGCAUCUCACGAUGGGAAGGCACCACGGCCUUCUGCACCGCCUAUGUCUUCGACCCGCUGACUUGGACAAUCGUUAUGCAGGCCGUUGACCUGCGCUACCAGCAGUUUAAGAGGGCCACCUGGCGCCAUAUUCUUGGCAUGAGGCCACACCCUAUUGGUGCUGCAGGACACCAAGGUCCGAUUUCCAAGUCAGCUUCCUUGCCCAGUGCCAAGGAAACCAAGAUGAUCCAUGAGAAUCUGCCUGCUGCUAUGCCUACGGUGCCGAUAAAACAAGAGCGGACGAACAAAACUCAGGACGACAAGAAAGAUGAGAUUGCAAAUACGGGAGAAUUCCAGGUUAUUCUAGAUAGCCUCAUCGCUGCAACCGGCAGUGACCCUUCCGAGUUCACAGAUGAAACGGAGAUAGCCGAUGUUGGCGUCGAUUCAAUCAUGGCCAUAGAGGUGGUUGCCGUUGUCAACGAGAAGGGCAUCAACCUUCCCGCCUCCUUUGUCUUUGAUUAUGUCACAAUAGGCGAUCUCCGUCGCGCGUUUGGUAGUGGAGGGCAGGGAAGCGCGGAUAGCAACGAUACCAGUGCGACGCCUUCCAGCGACGAUGAAGAUGCUCUGUCUUCUCCGACUCCAGACGACCGCUUCACCCCCAUCUCUCCGGCGUUAAGCCUGGCCAAUGUCGAGAAGGAGGACCCGCCGACUCUAGCACCGGGGCUUAUGAACAACGACACGUCGCCACCUCCCAGCGUCAGGAUCACACUGCUGCAGGGCCGCCCUAAGGCCGGUGAUACUCCGCUGUACUUAAUGCCCGAUGGUACCGGUAGCGUGGCGUCGUUUAUCCACCUGCGGCCUUUCAAGUCCAACCAGGUUGUCUACGGCAUCGACUCACCAUACCUCCGCUGUCCCUCGCGUAUGAACAGCGAAGUCGGUAUUGAGGGCGUAGCUAGGCUAGUAGUCGACGCGCUGUUCAAGGCACACCCCACUGGUCCCUUCAUGAUCGGAGGCUAUUCUGUCGGUUGCUUCGUCGCCUUCGAGAUGUCACGUCAGCUGGCCCGCGCCGGGCGCACGGUCAAGGGACUCCUUCUAAUCGACAUGCCCUGCCCCCGGUCGCGAAUAAUGGAACGGGACAAUCUGCUCGCCGAGGCCGAUACCAGCGAGGCAGUCUUAGAGGAAAUUGUCAAUCGGGACGGACAGUGGAGUGCGCUCGAAUCUAGCCGCAACCACAUGCGUCAGUUCUUCCUCGCCAUGAAUGAGUACACGCCAGCACCAAUGACGGCAGCCGAGAAGCCCGCUAAGACUGCUAUCAUCUGGGCGGAGCGUGGUUUGGUCAACCGCGUAUCGGAUGACCCUACCCGCAUGCAGAAGCUGGAGGGCCAGGGCGUGCCUACCAAGUCGUAUCCGGGCUUCAUGGAAGAUCCUAAACUCAGUACUUUUGCAUGCAAUGUCCCGGACAAAGGCGAAGAGAGCCUGCGUUCCAAUGGGUGGGAAAGGUUCACCAGCGGGGAGGUCAUGGUCCUUUCUGUCAAUGGUGAUCAUUUUGAACUGCCCAUGCCAAGCCACGUCCGGCUUCUCCAAGCUGAGAUGGAAAAUGCCUUGGCCUAUUUCUCGUCGGAUCGGCAAGUGUAA
Molecule: messenger RNA, 6303 nt
Organism: Penicillium arizonense
Lineage: Eukaryota; Fungi; Ascomycota; Eurotiomycetes; Eurotiales; Aspergillaceae
Product: type I polyketide synthase
Exons: 5
Coding region: 1-6303 (2100 amino acids)
Biological process (GO): fatty acid biosynthetic process; secondary metabolite biosynthetic process
Molecular function (GO): phosphopantetheine binding; fatty acid synthase activity
Source: RefSeq, a predicted model, not a curated record